This is a messenger RNA of Hipposideros armiger (great roundleaf bat), 835 nucleotides long. Its product is annotated as inositol polyphosphate multikinase-like. NCBI's taxonomy places the organism in Eukaryota, Metazoa, Chordata, Mammalia, Chiroptera, Hipposideridae. Gene Ontology annotation, molecular function: inositol tetrakisphosphate kinase activity; inositol-1,4,5-trisphosphate 3-kinase activity. Gene Ontology annotation, cellular component: cytoplasm; nucleus. The record is from RefSeq and is a predicted model, not a curated record. Gene Ontology annotation, biological process: inositol phosphate biosynthetic process.
UCAGGUGCCCGGGCACAUGUACGGGAAGGACAAAGUGGGAUUGAUAUCUCACCUAUUUCCAAAAAGGAGUUAAAUAUGGAUGAAAAAGGGGUUCUAUGGAAAAUAUCCUCACAAGGUGAUCUGAUCAUAAAUUCCUAACUGGGCAGAUCAUGGUACAUUGCAACAUCCCGAUGGCACAGUUUUGAAACAGUUGCAGCCGCCUCCAAGGGGUCCAAGAGAGCUAGAAUUCUAUAAUAUGGUUUAUGCUUCUGAUUGUACUGAUGGGGUUCUUAUAGAGCUACGAAAGUAUUUGCCAAAAUGUUAUGGCAUCUGGUCACCUCCCACUGCACCAAAUGAUUUAUACAUGAAACUGGAAGAUGUGACCCGUAAAUUUAAUAAGCCCUGUAUAAUGGAUGUAAAGAUAGGGUGGAAAAGCUAUGAUCCUUUUGCUUCAUCCGAGAAGAUUCAGCAACAGGUCAGCAAGUACCCAUUAAUGGAAGAGAUUGGGUUCUUGGUGCUUGGCAUGAGGGUUUAUCAUAUUCAUUCUGAUAGCUAUGAGACACAAAACCAGCGCUAUGGAAGAAGCCUAACAAAAGAAACUCUAAAGGAUGGGCUUUCCAGAUUUUUUCAUAAUGGAUUCUGCUUAAGAAAAGAUGCUGUUGCUGCCAGUAUUCAUAAGAUUGAGAGUGUUCUGCAGUGGUUUGAAACCCAGAAGCAGCUUAACUUUUAUGCAAGUUCAUUAUUGUUUGUUUAUGAAGGUUCAUCUCAGCCAACUACUACAAAAUCGAAUGACAGAACUUUGGCAGAAAAAUUUUUGUCCAAAGGACAACUCUCAGACACAGAUGUACUGGAGUAC